AUGUUGUUCCUGAACUUCAUACCCAUCCUUGUAAUACAGCUGACUUUAUUCAACGUGCUGCAUGGUGCCAAAUGGACAUACGCUGGGCCGGAAGGACAGUCCCAGUGGUCCAAACAUUAUCCAUAUUGUGGUGGAGCUUACCAGUCUCCAAUAGACAUCAAGUCAGACCUACUGAGGUUUGACCCUACUUUACGUCCAAUUGAGGUUAGGGACUACAACCUGUCACCCAAUGAGCACCUCACUCUUGGAAAUAAUGGACAUUCUGUGCAAAUAUCGCUGCCCUCCAAGAUGCACAUCUCUGGCCUCCCUCAUCGUUACACUGCAGCUCAACUCCAUUUCCACUGGGGCUCCCCUAGCAGGCCUGGGGGCUCUGAGCACUUGGUGAACAGUAAGCAGUAUGCAGCAGAGUUGCAUAUCGUGCACUUCAAUUCAGACAAGUAUCCCAAUAUGUCCAUGGCAGUAGACAAAUCGGACGGCCUGGCUGUGCUGGGUGUCCUGAUUGAGGUUGGAGAGUUCAACCCGGCCUUUGAAAAGUUUCUUAAGUUCAUCAAUGGCAUCAAAUACAGAGAUCAGAGAGUGAAGGUGCCUGGUUUUAACAUGAGAGCGCUGCUGCCUGCACGUUUGGACGAGUAUUAUCGCUAUGAUGGGUCACUGACAACUCCUCCAUGCUAUCCAAGUGUACUGUGGACACUGUUCAGGAAUCAUGUGACGAUUUCUCGCAAACAGUUUCUGUCCCUGGCAACAGCCCUCUACUCCUCCCAUGCCCAGGACUCAGCCCCUGUGCCUCUGAAUGGCAACUACAGAAAACCACAGCUUGCCGACACCCGAGUUGUCUUGGUGUCUUUUAAGGAGGGAGAUCUAUCUUGGAUGAACACUGGUUUACUGGUUCCCAUAUUGGUGAGCUCUGCAAUGGGACUUGUUCUCAUUGUCUCUUUAAUGUGCUGCAUAUUAAGGCAAAAAAGAUCUGGUGCUGAACAGGACAAAAGCAAAGGUAUUGGAUUCAACAUCGGCGAGACAGACGAGUAUGGCUCAAGAGUAUAG
Molecule: messenger RNA, 1041 nt
Organism: Scomber japonicus (chub mackerel)
Lineage: Eukaryota; Metazoa; Chordata; Actinopteri; Scombriformes; Scombridae
Gene: ca12
Product: carbonic anhydrase XII
Exons: 11
Coding region: 1-1041 (346 amino acids)
Cellular component (GO): plasma membrane
Molecular function (GO): zinc ion binding; carbonate dehydratase activity
Source: RefSeq, a predicted model, not a curated record